UAGGAACGAUCAAGCCGCCGAAGGGUUAUAAAUGUUAAGCGUAGGAGGAUUACAGGUCGAAGAAGAGAGAUUAGACAGCGGUACAGGAACGUAGAAGUACGGUGUGAAACGGAAAGAGAAGGGCUGAAAGCCCUCGAGCUGCAGCCUAAGUAAGAAACCCUAAACCGUGAACUGUACGGUCUGUACAAUGACGUAGUGUUCUGUCAUUCGACGCGCUACCUCUCCAGCAGCCUCUCUUCUACCACCAGCUGGCCAUUAUAGUGGGACAGAACACUUCACCGGUUCACAACUAUACAUAUAGCGGUAGGCCUUUGAACGGUGCGUGCCUCGUAGCCUCGUGUGCGAUACCUCUUCCUUCCUUCUCACGUCCUUUUUGCUCGCGCGAAAGCCUUCUCGCGCUCGUUAUCUCUCUUCUUCUGUUGUCGCUCGCUUUCCCGCUGCUAUACCAGUCUCGCCGUUUUCUGCGCGUAAACAACCAAAGGCCAAAGACACCGGAGUUCCCCGCAAAGAUGGAACGACGAUCCAGAGUGCCACUGACGGGAGAGUCGCCGAAGAUGGAAAGAAACGGUUGUUACAUUUGAGAGGAAAAGAUUCAGAUCGUCAUCGCGGUCCGGAUCGCAUUAUGACAAACGUGCGUGGCGAUCGUCCCUUACAACCAUGAAAGCUUCCACUUUGAUUUGCUGCAUCCUCGCCUUCCGGUCCAUCCUGGUCACCACUGGAGUACGCAAGAGCCAUCACCUAGACGACGUGGAGACAAGACGCAAUCUAGACGAUCUCGUUGAAGAAUACUCAGGGCCAAGACCCUCACCCUCCUGGGUGACCGUCACACUCGAAGACAAGCGGAACGACGAGUUGAAGAAGGUGCCGCUUCCUACGAGGCAUGCGAAACACCGGAAACGACGUCGCUGCCGAAAUCGGUCGAGCUGCUCAAAGGGCAAACUGUUUCCUCUUCGAAACGAGACCAAGAAUAACACAUUCUUGGAGAAUGAGGAGGAACCUAUUGUUCCUGGUGGAACCGAUCAGAUUCAGUACAUGAAUAACGAGGACUACGACGGAAGGGGUGCUGAAGAGAAGGGUGGCUUCAGCCUAGAGAAGAACGUCAGCUCGGCGUCGAUGGAUUCUUUCGUGGCGCGUGGUCUUUUGGAGAUUGAGUUCCAAGAUACUAGUCUGCCCUUCUGGCUGGAAGACUGGCUGAAGAAAAAUAGAACGAACGAGACCGACGAUUACGGGGUUGAAACGGCUAGCCCUUUGAACAUUAACGCGUCCUUCGAGGAUCAAACGGCGUUUCAUGAAGGACUGGGCGUUUUAUUGACUAGGCUGCUCCAAAGUCUGCGGAACACUUCCAUCGUGGAACGCCGGAACAUCUUGAAAGAGUUGAAUUUCGUGAACGAGACGAGCGAGGACCCAUGCCAGAAGUGGUUGAACAGUAGGGAUAAGAUCGAGAAGGUUUUCUUAGGUGGCCUCGUUUCGUUGCCUGCCUGUCCUUGUCAAUACCCCAGUAAUAUUUUUUACGACGACAAAAUUUGGGACGAGUCUCAGAGGAGGUACUUCAGGUGGCGGGAUGUAAGCGGCAGUUCUCAAAGGCUUGACGUCUAUAAGCCUGGAGCAGCAUACUGCGUACGUUCGCUGCUCACGCAAGGGAGCGGAAGUGCGGCUGCUCAGCAUUGCUGUUAUGAUGACAAGAGGAGACUCCUGACUCGUGGUUCCGGAGCCGGGACAACCAACUUUGUCAGCCCGGAGAUAUCCAUUGUUCUGCACGAAAGAAUCGACGUGCUGCCUUGGAGACUGUGUAAAGGAGAUUUUUCCAGGUACAAUCGAGUCAGACCGCCGAACAAUGAUAACCGCUGUGAACCGAAUCCUGAUGACGAGGAGUAUCAACGGCAAAUCGACAACACCAAGUAUUAUUAGUUGUUCCGGUACUGAUAAAUCACCGAGGACCCUGUGAUUGCUAGCCACCUCAGUGCCCCUUCACGAUGCAGCCGGUCGUGCAUCGCAGGCAGUAUUUACGUAAUUUAGGCGUCUGAAGCAACUUCGUGUAAUAAAUGUACUGUUUCUAA
This is a messenger RNA of Megalopta genalis, 2057 nucleotides long. RefSeq lists its product as uncharacterized. The record is from RefSeq and is a predicted model, not a curated record. Lineage: Eukaryota; Metazoa; Arthropoda; Insecta; Hymenoptera; Halictidae.